Heterobasidion irregulare TC 32-1 is the source of this 585-nucleotide messenger RNA. RefSeq lists its product as uncharacterized. NCBI's taxonomy places the organism in Eukaryota, Fungi, Basidiomycota, Agaricomycetes, Russulales, Bondarzewiaceae. The annotation marks the transcript as partial. The transcript is spliced from 2 exons. The record is from RefSeq and is a predicted model, not a curated record.
AUGUCCUCUCCGCCCUCCCGCCUCGCCCGCCUCCCUCCCAUUCUCUCCCACUUCCUCGGCUAUCGCACGGCGCCACCCCGCCCGCUCCCUGCGUUGCUCGUUUGGGUCUGGUCCUGGAUUGGCGCGUUUUGCGGCUUGUCCGUGAUCAUGGCCGUCUUUGGACAGGCGCGAUACUUUCUCGAACGCGACGUCCCACUAUUAGGCGCCUCCGCCGUCCUCAUCUACGGCGCCCCCGACGCCCCAUUCUCCCAGCCCCGCGCCCUCUUCGGCGGCCACUUCAUCGGCGCCCUCCUCGGCACCUGCAUCGCCAAGCUCUUCCGCCUCCUCCCGCCUGCGCGCUUCGCCCAGCUCCGCUGGCUCGCCGCCGCGCUCUCCUGCGCAACCGCAACCGUCGCGAUGCAGAUCACGGGCACCACGCACCCGCCCGCCGGCGCGACCGCGCUGCUCCCCAGCGUCGACGACGGCGUCGGCGAGAUUGGGUGGUACUUUCUGCCCGUCGUGCUGCUGUCUUCGACGCUCGCGCUUGCGGUUGCGCUGCUCGUGAAUAAUGUCCAGCGGCGGUACCCCGUGUGGUGGUUCGUGCCG